AUGAUGCACUGGACCCAGUUUGGGACCUUCUACCCAUUCUUCAGGCAGCACGCCCACAUCGACACCAAACAUCGGGAUCUCUGGCUGUUUGGGGAAGCGGCAGUGGACAGGAUGCACAGGGCCAUACAGUUACGCUACAUCCUGUUCCCCUACUUGUACACUCUGUUCAGAGUGGCCAACGUGUCUGGGACACCUGUCAUGCGCCCCAUGUGGUACGAGUUCCCCAACGAAGCCAACGCAUUCGACCUUGAGGAGCAGUUUCGCUUUGGCACAGCUAUCCUUGUCUGGCCUGUCGUCCAGACUGGGACUGAUUACAUCAACAUGUACCUGCCGCCUGGGUCAGUGCGGUAUGAACCUGAGGUGGGGGACGUUGUGAAGGCUCCGCCCUCAUCGGACAAAGCCACGCCCCUCAACGUGCAAGUUACCAUGGAUGGCAUCCCCUACUUCUACAGGGGGGCCCACAUCGCCCCAAAGAAGGAGCACCACCGACGCAGCACUUUGGCGAUGAAAGACGACUCAUUCACCCUAGUGGUGGCCCUUGAUGGAGACGGCUGCGCAAGGCGGGGAGCUGUACCUGGACAACGGCAGCAACUUCGAUUUUAG
This is a messenger RNA of Ostreobium quekettii, 603 nucleotides long. The record is from the annotation of a GenBank genome assembly. Lineage: Eukaryota; Viridiplantae; Chlorophyta; Ulvophyceae; Bryopsidales; Ostreobiaceae.